Messenger RNA from Fusarium coffeatum, 1203 nucleotides. RefSeq lists its product as uncharacterized. The record is from RefSeq and is a predicted model, not a curated record. Lineage: Eukaryota; Fungi; Ascomycota; Sordariomycetes; Hypocreales; Nectriaceae. The coding region runs from base 1 to 1203 and encodes 400 amino acids. The transcript has a single exon.
AUGUCUUCUCAACGAUACCUGGAAAUCUUCAACCCAGCUCCCAAACCAUGCGCCAACUUUCACCAGUUCUCUCGAUUCCCAGCAGAGAUUCGAUGUCUCGUCUGGGAACAAGCGCUCAGUCACGAGCGAUGGGUUCGCGUUCAUUUGGAACAAGGCUUCUGGGACAGCGACAUGGAGGAUGAACCACAACCGGACUAUGAUAUUUAUGUGCACAUUAACACGAAAAUCAGCAAGCUAUUUCGCACCACACGCGAGUCACGACGUGUUGCUUUGCGCUUCUAUCGAGUUCAACUGCCCUGUCGAUACUUCCUCCAAUCAACACAUGGUGGCCAUCCUGGAGAGGAUGGGGAGAAAGGCAUCCUCUACCUCUGCCCGGAGCUGGAUACAUUAAGCGUCUCUACCAUGUAUAGGAUCGGGUACCUUGCUCGUGACAUCUUGGAUCUAGAUCCUCGUUGUGUUGGCCUUGUUAACCUCGCGGUGAACAUUAGAACCUCGGUACUAGGGGCAAUCGAGGUGACGGGGGAGCCAGGGACAAGCAGGCAACUUGUCAAGCAGGCUCUGUCAAAGGUAGAGCGUUUCGUCAUAAUGGAAGAUAUGGUACCACGAACUUGGACUGGUGAAUAUUACUCAUCUCCGACCCAAUGGCGCAGCAGCUCAGCACACCGUGCUUGUCCUCUCAACGGGAAUACCGUCGCUUUCGAACGUCUUCAGUACGAUCCUCGGCUUGAGGAGGAACAUUUGAUGAGUGUAUACACUGGGGAAUACGAUGCAAGGGUAGGAUUCAGCGAGUUCGAAGAGCUACUCACUGAGCUCGACGUCACACACAACCACGAGGUUGAUUAUCGAAUGGGCCUAUGCAGUCGAGGUUGGCAGGAUGGCUUACCGCAUGGAACUGACAGGGUUGCUGCUGCUGAAUGGCUACGAAAGGAUGAAGAGGCGUUUGAGUCAAAAUUGCAAUACUUGAAGCAAACCAACGAAGACUAUGAGAGAUCCAGGGGCAGGAAGUUACCCCCGAACUAUGGCAAUUACGACCAACAUCUUGAUGAAGUACCUCAGCAGGCAAUUGGAUUCUGGCUGUUUCCUUUGAAGAGCUUGGGAGUAAAGCCAGGUAAGAAGAGGUCGCGCAGCUUCGGGGAGGAUAAGCAUAGGUUUCGUGACAUGAACAAACAUCCCCCAGAGUUGUGUUUGUCGUUGAUGCACUGA